CGCUUUUGUAUGAGCGAGUGUGAGUGGGAAAGAGAACUUAGAUAUCGAUAAAAAGAAAAUAACCUAAGCAAAGAUAAGUCAAUUGUCAAACUGCCCAAGUUUUUUUAGAUUCUCUGGCCGAUAGCUACAUAAGUUGCCACGAGCCGACAACGACGACGAAGACUUUAGCGAGACACCUUAUAUAAUCCGGCAGCGAAGGAGGCAGGCCCCCAAAUCCCGACAAGAUGUUGCAAAUGCUGCGAAGUUCCUCCAUCAGAUGGUCCAGUCUGCAGCAACCCGGGCUUAAAAAUUGCACCCGAAGUCUGGGUUCUGUAAUACCGGCCCUAAAACUAAAGGACUUUCCGAUCGUAAAUGAACCUAUCCUGACGUACCGCAAGGACUCGAAGGAGCGCAAGGACCUUGAGCAGGCUCUGAAGGGCACGGCCUCGAGUUGCGAGGAGAUCCCAAUCGUGAUCGGAGGCAAGGAGUACAAAACGUCGGAUGUGCGGUACCAGGUUAUGCCCCAUGACCACCAACACAAGCUGGCCACCUUUUACUAUGCCGACAAGAAGCUCAUUGAGAAGGCCAUUAAAACAGCCGUGGAGACGCAGCCCAAGUGGGACCGCGUGUCCAUUGCGGACCGCCUGAAGAUCUGGGAGAAGGCAGCUGAUCUAAUGGCGACGACAUACCGCCAGGAACUAAAUGCCGCCACCAUGUUGGGCCAGUCCAAAACGGCUAUACAAGCGGAAAUCGAUUCUGCAGCGGAGCUGAUCGACUUUAUUCGAAUGAAUGCCUAUUUUUUGAAGGAGGUCACUAAGUAUCAGCCCAUCAGCGAGGACAUUAAGGUCACAAAGAACUCCUUGCGUUAUCGUGGCAUUGAUGGCUUCAUCGCCGCUGUCAGCCCCUUUAACUUUACGGCCAUUGGCGGCAACUUGUCCUACACGCCAGCGCUGAUGGGAAAUGGUGUGCUGUGGAAGCCUUCGGACACAGCCAUGCUCUCCAACUGGCUAAUUUUCAAAAUUAUGCGUGAGGCGGGAGUGCCCGAUGGAGUCGUUAACUUUGUGCCGGCCGAUGGGCCCGUGUUUGGCGACACGAUUACCGCCAGUCCCCACCUGGCCGGCAUCAAUUUCACCGGCUCUGUGCCAACCUUUAAUCGCCUGUGGAAGCAGGUUGGCAACAACAUUGACAACUAUGUUAACUUUCCCCGCUUGAUUGGUGAAUGUGGCGGCAAGAAUUUCCACUUUGUGCAUGCUUCCGCCGAUGUUCAGUCGGUGGUGACAUCCACGAUACGCUCGGCAUUUGAGUACUGCGGUCAGAAGUGUUCCGCCUGCUCGCGCAUGUAUGUGCCCGAGUCACUGUGGCCACAGAUCAAGGAGGGCUUAUUGUGCGAGGCGUCUAAGUUGAAGAUCGGAGACGUUCAAGACUUCUGCAGCUUCACGUCUGCUGUGAUUGAUGACAAAGCAUUUAAACGCAUUACUGGCUACAUUGAGCAUGCCAAAAAGUCCUCCAACUUGGAGAUUCUCGCCGGCGGCACGUACUCAGACAGCAAGGGGUACUAUGUCAACCCGACCAUUGUCCUAAGCAAGGAUCCCAAGGACCGUAUCAUGACCGAGGAGAUUUUCGGACCCGUGCUGUCGAUCUAUGUGUACAAGGAGUCGGACUUGCUUGAGACCAUGAAGCUGGUGCACACCUCAACCAAGUUCGCUUUAACCGGAGCAGUAUUCGGCCAGGACGAGGAUUUCGUCAAAUGCGCUCUGCAGGAGUUCAAAAUGGCCGCUGGAAACUUCUACAUUAACGACAAGUCGACUGGGUCCGUGGUGGGCCAGCAGCCUUUCGGCGGCGGUCGAAUGUCCGGCACCAAUGACAAGGCCGGCGGUCCCCAUUAUAUCCUGCGAUGGACCUCUCCCCAGUCCAUCAAGGAGACCUUUGUGCCCCUGCGCGACGUCAACUAUCCGUACAUGAACGAAUAAGGAGUAUAAAAUAGGAAAUGAAUGGGGAGUGGGCCGAUGGUUAGGAGAAGCAAGAAACCCGACAGGAAUCUCAUAUAACUACUAACUAUAUAAAAAUAUAUAAAUGUAUUUUGUUGAAAUAUUUUUAAAACCCAUCCCAAACCACUACCCUGGAAUACCAACCUAGUUCAGAAGCUACAACUUGUACACACACUCCAAGAAUCUCGAAACAACCAUGGGAAUGCCUCGAAAAAGUUUGUAAAUUGAUAUGCUGAUACCUUUCGAACCACAAACACACCGUGACAUGGAUAUUUUAAUCGAAUACUAUGUAAUAUCAUUAUUUUUACAUACGAUUUAAACGCAAUGUGAUUAUUUAAUUAUAUGAUUUAUAAUUACACCCACAA
This is a messenger RNA of Drosophila ficusphila, 2332 nucleotides long. RefSeq names its product delta-1-pyrroline-5-carboxylate dehydrogenase, mitochondrial (gene P5CDh1). Bases 225 to 1949 code for a protein of 574 amino acids. NCBI's taxonomy places the organism in Eukaryota, Metazoa, Arthropoda, Insecta, Diptera, Drosophilidae. The transcript has 8 exons. Gene Ontology annotation, molecular function: L-glutamate gamma-semialdehyde dehydrogenase (NAD+) activity. Gene Ontology annotation, cellular component: mitochondrial matrix. The record is from RefSeq and is a predicted model, not a curated record.